CACUGUACAUGCAACAAAUAUGGCCUGACAGUGGUAUUGAAAUACUCAGAGCUUUGGGGAAAUCCCUAGCCAACGAUUCAGCCGGCCCUUAUAAAUGUGAGAGGCUUGCCUGUUACUCCAAUUUGAAUGCGUUGUAAGCGAGACACACCUGUUCAUCACGGCGACAGGCAUGCAACCCUCCCUAGUUGAAAUCGGCGAGCAGCUUGCCUGGCUCUGUGCUGCACUGAAGUGGUCACCAAGCAGCGACAAAAUGGCUUACUCGACAGCACAAAUUACAGUAUUGCAGACACCCACCACAGAACAGUCAGAGUCCCAAGAACGGACUGUUUAUUAUGAGGUUAGCUCUCAUCUUGGGGUGCUCGGGGACAAUGAUCCAGGGCCAGACACAAGCGGGUCCUGCUGGCACUUGUUGUUCGAAAACCCAGUUAUUGUACAGGGCUAUCCUAUCCCAGCUCGAAUACACAAUGAACGAGGAUUGGAGAUUUCUAUGGACCUGAUGGCAAGUUUGGGCGACGCAUAUUACCUGACCGAAUUCAACGAUAUGCCCGUGCUAAAAGGCUUCUCGACUAUGUUUGUUGCGACGGAAGUGUCAGAUAAUGCAGUGGUCUGGCACUUCUUGUGCAACCAGGAUGGGGAUCGAAUAUCCUACUUGAAUUCGCAGCAUUACUGCCAAGAUUACCAUGAUAGCUCUACGUUCAGCCCUUUUCCUUGGACUACGACCAGAAAUUUUGUUGGCUGGGCCACCUCAGUCAAUAGGUUUGCAGGCGCUCCGGAAGUCAAUUACAACGAGAUAUGCUGGAGUAGAUCAAAUUACUGUUCUGCCGGUUGUGCUUUAGAAAAGAUGACACUGAAUGCGGGAAAAUUUGUCACAGUAGGUGCCACAAUUGGAUCAGGCAUGAGAAACCACCGGAUUUUACACCUAGUAAAACGUUCAUACCGUGAAGCAGUCAAAUACGCACGUCAGAGCAUAUAUGUAAAUAUAUUCGACGUCGGCGGCCGUCGUGGUUGGCUUCUCGACGGAGCAAGCACAGUGCUUCACAUUUCGCGCACGCAGCUCACACAUGACAGCAGCCCCCAUAGCGGAAGUCCGGCUUUAAAUUUGGAAGAUUUUCAUCACGCUCAUAGCGGAAGUGGGGCAGAUGCCGCCGUGGACGCUUUGCUGGACGAGUCCAACAUGCUGCUUGAAAUUAGUUUCGAUCCCCCUGAGAUUGUCAUCGAAGAAACCACAAAGGAGGACGGAAGCACAAGUAAAGAGAUCAAGAAAACUGUCAAAAAGCUUCUCUUUCACGAGUUGGUGCAGCGAAAUUUGUCUCUAUUUGAGAAGCUGCACGACUAUCAAAAGCUGCUCAUGGAAUCCGACGGCAAAGAUUUCCGACGGAUCGACCGAGAAAAACUUGAAGGCUGGGAUUUUCUCGAAAUCGCCAGUGGUGAAAGUUCUUUGAAACCUCGAUUCGAAAUUUUGACAGCGUCUGGUAGAAGCUGGGUUGACUUCACAAGAGAGAUUCACACCAUUAAUCUGCUCGGGCGAGGAUUUGGAUCACUGAUACAACCCUCGGAAGAUGGAAUUACACUGUGCGAGGGUUGGAAGCAAGUUCCCAAAGGCAAAGAUUACCUUGCAACCUGCGUAUCGACCGUGGAUGAGAUUUGCAGAAGACACGGGAACAGUCAGGCCGAGCCUUUCAGGCUUGCAAAUGGGAUUCACUGGCACAAACCCCACCUUCUUUUCGAGGAAUGUUGCUGUGUCCCUGGAGCUUCUACUUGUGACCGGGUCCAGGUACUUUUACCGCCAUUUUCCACUCGCAUCAGGCGUCCAGAGCCGUUCGCAGAGGGACGAGGAGGAGUCAUUUUUGGUCGAAGCAGGGCAUUUACAUGGACAUAUCCGAAUCAAGGCACCCCCGUUCGGGAUCAUUUCGACGUUCAGCUCACGGCAAAUGAGCCACAAAACACCGGGCCCAAAAUGCCAAACGGCCCGACUCCCCCAGAUAGUGGCAAAGGAUCAAUUGCCAACACAGCAUCAAAUGGCACCGAGGAGGCGACUGCUGCAAACAGCGUAGACCGACCCAAAGCUCCCGCGGCAUCAUCUAUAUCUUCACCACAAGUUCUGCAGUUGCCCAUCUCUGCGGUGACAAAAAGUUCCGGGAGCUUUCUCGGCGUGGCGGAGUAUUGCCGAAAUCAACGAAGCUCGAUACAAAACAGUAACAGACUUAGACGCGCAACUUUCCAUUGGCCAUUUCCUAACAGAACAGAAAGCACGAAAAUGGAAUGACGUACGAGAGCCGCCCAAGCUUAAGCUAUGAAGCUUAUUCAAUAUAUAGUAAUUCGUAUAAUUAGCCACAAAUUAUACUAUAUUUUUUGAGGCGAGCAUCCUCAGAAGAUCGAGGUCAAAACCUCAACUUUCUGCGGCACUUCGCUUGAGGUCGAUUAAG
Molecule: messenger RNA, 2426 nt
Organism: Hyaloscypha bicolor E
Lineage: Eukaryota; Fungi; Ascomycota; Leotiomycetes; Helotiales; Hyaloscyphaceae
Exons: 3
Coding region: 170-2266 (698 amino acids)
Source: RefSeq, a predicted model, not a curated record